AUGAAAUUAUAAAUUGCUGAGAAAAUAGUCAAUUUAUUUAAAUUGAUAUAUAUCUUUUAAUUUGUAAAUUGUACUUUGGUUAUAAAGCCUAUUCGUUUAAGCUAUAAUAUUUAGCCAUGCUAAAUGCUUUCAGAAUAAGCUUUAGCUUCUGAUCUAGGAAACAGAUCUGGAUGGAAAAUAAGUAGCCUUUUAGGUGAUUCUAAUACCUCAUUCAAAACCAUUUCUUUUGGUUUAUGGUACUAUUAUUACUAACAAAAAGAUGGAUAAUAAUACGAAAUAGGAAUAUCUACUGGAUAUGAUAGUUUAGAUUUAUCACUUGAACAGAAUUUAAUUGGUUUCUGGCACAAUGGAGGCCAAAAAAAUGUCUAAUUUUCAAUAAAUUUAGGAAAUAAAGAUAAUUAAAUACUAACAUUUUCUAGCUUUAAAGAUUCAUAUGUAAAUAAAUGGAGAAGUGCGAUACUUGUAUUUUAUAGUCAAAGUGGUUAAGGAUAUUUACAGAUUAAUGAUGCAUCAUUUGAAGAUAAAUAUGUACUAUCAGUAAAUGUAGGAGAAGUAUCAAGCAUGCUAUAAUCAUAUCCUUAAGCUUUUUUAAAUAUUGAUUAUUCUGUAGGAUCUAUAUAAAACUAUAAUUCAUGCUCUAGAUAGAAAGAUAUCUUUUUUCACUAUUCAACAGACCAAGAAUAUUCAUUAGACUAUAUUUUUCAACUUUAAUUUAAAACUUCUACUUUGCCACUUUUUUACUUUGACUUUAAAUAGUACGACAACUAAGAAUAAGUUGUUAAUAUUUCUCCUAAAAAAAAAUUCAUGUAAAUACAAAUUAAAAACUCAUUCUAAAUCUUUAGUUUUAAUUUUUGA
Messenger RNA from Tetrahymena thermophila SB210, 855 nucleotides. RefSeq lists its product as hypothetical. NCBI's taxonomy places the organism in Eukaryota, Ciliophora, Oligohymenophorea, Hymenostomatida, Tetrahymenidae. The record is from RefSeq and is a predicted model, not a curated record. The transcript has 2 exons.